AUGUCUUCUAAUCACACUCCUCCUGAAUUGCCUAACUUUUAUUACGAUGCUGAGCGAAAAAAAUAUUUUAAAAUCCUCAAAAAUCAUCAACUCUACAACUCCUUAACAACCAACAAUAGAGAUAACAAUUGCAAUAACAACAACAACAAUAAUAAUAAUACUUUAUCAAAAUAUCUGAAAUCCUCUGUCAAUGCUGAAAAGAAAUCACAAAAAACCAAGAUGAAGUACAAAAAGUUCCAACAAAAGAAAAGAAAAAAGACCUCAUCACAAUCUUCAAUUUUAAAUCAACCAAUCAAACACCUAACUUCUUUUGAGUCUAAUUUUAUGGAUUUCAAUAAUAAUAAAUUUAAUCUUAAUAAUAUUAAUCACAAUAAAAUUGAAUUUUAUUAUGAAAACUAUGUAAAUCAUCAGCUAUCAAAUUUAUACGAUUUCAAUAACCUAAAUUCUCAUUAUCAUUCAGACUUUUUGCUUAAAUUUUCCAAUUUAAAUUCAAUUAAAAAUUUAUCAAACGAAAAAAACGAUAACACCAAUAAAUCAGCCUUAAAAUUUGUAUCAAAUAAUUUGAAUGAUAUAAAUAGUAGAAACUCAUUAUCAUAUAUCAUACCGAAUGAUUUAAAUCGAUCUUUUUUAAUUUUAUCAAAUAACUUAAAACUAUUUCAUAUAAAUUAUAAUCAAUUUAAUGAUAUCAGCAACAACAAUAAUAAUAAUAAUAAUGAUGAUAACACUAACACUAACAUGAAAAAGUUACAUUUGAAAAAUAUUGUAUUUGCUAAUGAAUUUAGUAACAGAAACGACCUUACUUCUUUGAAAUACCCAGUGGAUUUUACUUCUAAUUCCAAUCAUUUAUUAUUUAAUUUUAUUGGAGACUCAUCUUUAAACAAUUUGCCAUUAAUAUCUUUACAUAAAUUCCAUUCCUCUUCUUCUUCUAGUAAUAAUAUUGAUUUGCUUCACUCCUUUUCAAUCAAAGGCUCUAAAAAUCAAUCCUUCUAUUGCUCAAAUCUAAUCAAUCAGAAUUUUUGUAUAGCUGUUAAUAAUCAUUUUUGUGAUAUCUCUAUUGAAUCUCUAAAUAAUCAUCAUAGCUCCACUUUAAACUUAACCAACAAUUAUCUAAAUAAUUCCAUAAACUUCAAAACGAACAUCUUAUCAUUUGAUGCAUACAAUGAUGGUAAUUGUACUCCACUGGGUAGCUUAAUUGCACUUGGGGGUCGAAAUGGAAAUAUCUAUAUACUCGAUAAGAGAGUCAAUAACAAUAAGAGUGAUAUUGAUAAGACUAAAAAUAUGCAAAGUUUUAAUUUCAAUUCUGCAGUAACUGAAAUUAAUUGGCUAUCAAAUUACAACAAAAUUUUAAUAUCGGGUAUUAAAAAUAACUUGAAACUAUUCGAUAUUAGAUAUGUGAAUCAAAAAGUAAAAUCAAAUAAUAAUCAUGUAGUUUCCUAUAAAAAUUAUUCAAACAAUUCAAAUUUAAAUAACAAUGGAAUCAAAUCAAAAAAAACUUUUAUUAAAUUUUUAAAUAAUGACAAAAAUUCAAAUAAUCAAUUUGGGAAUGAAAGUUAUUUUAUGAUUAAUGAUAAUAAUAGUAAAAAUAUCAAGUUUUAUGAUUUAAAUAACCCAUUCCCAAUUAAUGACCUUUCUUUUGAUAAAGAAAUUAGUGAUUUUGCUUGGUCAACCUAUAAUUUCAAUCAUUUUUACAUCAAUUGUGUGCAGAAUAAUAAUUAUAUUGACAUUGAAAACCAAACCCAUUUUAAUAGCCUAUUUGUUACAAAUAAUUUUGACACUACUUUUGAGCAUGUAUACCAGUAA
This is a messenger RNA of Ascoidea rubescens DSM 1968, 1800 nucleotides long. RefSeq lists its product as uncharacterized. The transcript has a single exon. Bases 1 to 1800 code for a protein of 599 amino acids. Gene Ontology annotation, molecular function: protein binding. Lineage: Eukaryota; Fungi; Ascomycota; Saccharomycetes; Ascoideales; Ascoideaceae. Gene Ontology annotation, cellular component: Cul4-RING E3 ubiquitin ligase complex. The record is from RefSeq and is a predicted model, not a curated record.